Molecule: messenger RNA, 1298 nt
Organism: Fomitiporia mediterranea MF3/22
Lineage: Eukaryota; Fungi; Basidiomycota; Agaricomycetes; Hymenochaetales; Hymenochaetaceae
Exons: 1
Coding region: 55-930 (291 amino acids)
Source: RefSeq, a predicted model, not a curated record
GCUAAGUAUAUAUCCUCUCCUCUCCUUUCUUUCACUCUCUACCUCCACAAAAAAAUGGGUCGCCCGCUCUUCUCGACUCUCAUCGCCCCUGCUGCUGCCGCUCCGGCUCCUGCCGUACGUGUCGCUGAGCCUGAGGAAAAACUGCCCACCUACGAACGCUGGAGCUACGUCAAUGCAUUCGACCCCGACUCAGAGGAGUUUUUCAAGGAUGACAAUGUCGUCUACGAGGCAUUCCUCACUCCAGAGGAGAUCGCAGAGCGGGAGAGCACUGUGUCGACUACUGAGACGCGCGUUGAAGUCUCGACUACCACGUCCGCAGUUCGUAGACGUUUGCUCAGCGCAGCGCAGGCCAGCGGCGUCACUGCCAUUGAAAUAGUACCUGGUGAAGACGAGCGCCCGGAAUUGCUUUCCCCGUCAGUGGAUAGCGGUAGCGACACGGCGAGCAGCGGGCGCGUGUCGCCUGCAGAGACGGACGAGCUUUUGGACACGUCAAGGACGCGACGCGACGAACUGGACGGUGAAUGGAACAGUCCAUAUCGUAUCAGUGGACUCGACAACAUACCGCCCUCACCAGCUCCCUUAUCGGAACAAUCAUUGGCGCGUUCUCUACCGUCUACGCCGACACGCGCCAGUUGGCUCGCGGAGUCGCCAGUAGUCUUUUCCCAAGGUGAUGAGCUUCCACCACCACCUGCCAGCGCUCCGAUGGACAUUCCUGCGUCUCCAAUGCCACACCCAGCGCAGGCUGUCAUGUCUCCUAUGACGCCUCCAGGCAGUGUUACUCCGCGAUUCCUUACUUGGGGAGGCUCUUCACGUCCCCGUGCGAUCGACAUGAGCCCCUCACCGACUCCCGGUGCGCCAUUCGGGUCCGCGCGUGCUUCGCGUAUGUCCGUCGCUUACAUCUCUCCACCUACGCUGCGCGUUCAGCAGUGAGCGUUGACGGUUCUCGGGCGCUAAAAAAGGGCACGGGAUCAUACCUUCAUUAUGUCUCUCUCCAGUGCUCAUUUUUCUUAUUCUCUUAUUUCUGAUGCUUUCUCCCUCAUCUGCUUAUGCGCUAAAAGUACUGAUUAGUCUGGGAUUUCUUGCUGCUGCGAGAAGUGAAUGGAAAAUGGGCUCUUUCCCUUUUAUACCUUGUUUUUUCAUUCUUCCUGCCAUACAUGGUUCUCUUGCUUUCCUUUCGUCCGCGACAUAUUUUAUUUGAUACAGCGUUAUAUGCCCUGCUAUAUGCUGGCCGAUUACUGUUACAGCGCCUGUAAUAGCGAAAAUGUAUGGAGUAAAAUUAGGUAGAAUAAGUGUAAAUU